Messenger RNA from Rhopilema esculentum, 12546 nucleotides. Lineage: Eukaryota; Metazoa; Cnidaria; Scyphozoa; Rhizostomeae; Rhizostomatidae. The record is from RefSeq and is a predicted model, not a curated record.
CCUCCCCCCCCCCCCCCCCUCCCCCGAUAUGAAUUUUGUUCUGACAGCACUGUUUUGAUUUUCAGGAUAUUUUGCAAGCCAUUUCCCUAUUCUUGCUCCAGUAGUUUCUUAAAAUGUUGUAAGUGGUAGCAUCAUAGGUAAGAGACUGAUCAAGAAACAUAGAAGUCUUUAGAAAUAUGCAAAAGUUUAACCAAAAUCGUAAAUUUUCCAAGCUGAUUCAUUUAUACUUAAAGUUAGUUCUAUUCAUUUAAUUCUCAUAUAACAUUUGGUAAACUAAAGCUUUUCGUCUGACACUCUUCAGAGUUUAAAACGUCAGAACAUAGAUCAAAAACUCUACGCUAAGAAAUAUAUAUACCCAGUUGUGGAUCGAAAUAGGCCAAUCAGAAACACGAGCACAUGACUGUAAAGGUUGACCAAUCACUGCCGCUUGCCUAUUAGAAUGUUACCAAUGGAGUCCUAAGGUGAAAACGAAUUCCUUUUGUCUACACAGUAGCGGUUUUUUCGUGCUUAUGUAGAUAGAUUCUAAAACUGCUAGGUGGAACGACGAUUGGGCUUUACCAAUAAUCCGAAACAUGUCGCCAUUAUAGUUUUUUGCACAAUCUGGGUUUUCUAGCAAAUGCUGCGGGAUAGCAGAAUCGCAGGUUUUAGUAGUAAUUUUGGAUUUGCAAUACCGAGGUGGCUGUUCUCUUUGGGGAUGUGUUUUGUUUCUAAUAUUAGAUGGAACGUGUUGUUUUAUCCUAUCCUCCAAUCUUUGGGUGGUGCGUCCUACGUAGCCAGAAUCACACUGGCACGUAAAUUCAUAAACUACAGAACUUUUUUUGUGGCAGGAACGCAGUCCUUUUGAAUGGACGGAAGGGCCUUUUUUUGUACUGUAAACAACACGUGGGUUAACAACAUGAUUCAACCAGCAGCAAAUGUCAGCAUGCAAAUACUGACCCAUACUGCUCAUAGGCUUGUACAACUUCCUAACCUUUUUUGGAAAAAAACUUUCAACUUGACAGUGCAAAUAUGACAAUAUUUUCAAAUAUCACAUCAUGAUGUCAGCAUAGUAUCGAAAGGCUUUGUAAGCUUAAUUUGUUAAGGAUUGAAGAUCAUAUGCAGAGCUAGAUUACUUUAUAUAGCUUGGUUUUGUCUAGGCUCAGGACCUUUAAAUAUAUUUGCUUGCCUUAAGUUGCCUGAAGUCUUUGUCAAUUAACUUUGACAUAAUGUUACAAUGGAGUUGGUUUUUUUGAGAAAUUGAAACUUCAAAAAAGUUUGAAACACCACUUUUGAUAACUAAUUUCAAAAUGGUUGCUCUUAUUUUUCAUUCAAGGUCAUCCAUUUUUCCAUGAAUUUAUGGACGACCCAUACGUAAAAAAAAAUUCUUGGAAAUUGGAUCCCGGUUUGUUGAAGGCAUUGCUGUUGGGCAGGUUCUACCAGAACCUUCCAAGCCAACUGGAAGGAUUGAUCUUAACUUCUUAUUUAUCUAAGAGAUAAUCUAAAAACAACUAUUUCUAAGACAAUACUGCAUGCCGAAAGAUUCUGUAACAUGUAGAGAACCUAUACCGUAUAAUGCACUAGCAAAACACGUACAUGCAAUAUGAUACAAUUUUUUUUAAAAUGUCUUCUUGUAUUCUACAUUAUACAAAACUAAUAGUGUGAUAAAUAUUCUGAAAUGAUUCUAUCACUUUUUCAUCAUGCCUCUAGUAACCCUAGUAAUAAGUUAAUUUUACAAGGUUGCAAAUUUUGGUGUUGAAUAAAUUUUGAGCAUUUUAGGAAUGGAAGAUCAUUGAUACCUUCUUGAAAGAGGAUAUUCAAUCCUUUCAAGUUGAUAGCAAAAGAAAACUGAUUGGAGCUGCUGUGUUGGGGAAAGGUACUUAGCUCUAUUUUCCCUUUAUUUUCCAUUUUCCCAGGGCCUGGGCAUCAUGUUUGUCUUAACACGCUACAGGCUUUGUUGAAAAACAUUUGGCUUUUUGAGUGUUUUCAAAUGAAAAAUAUUUUUAUUCCACUUAUUGCUCUGCUCUUUCUGAAAGCAAAAAUUUGUCCUUUUGGGUAAAUUGCUCUCUGCCCCUUCAAAUUUGUUAUUGGAAAGGUUUGCUCGUGUUCAUAUGGAGCCAAAGGGAUCAUUUUUAUUAGCAAAUAUAUUGGAUUGGUCACUGUAUAUAUUUUUUAAGAAUAUCACAUUUUAUUUUUUUCAUUUCUGAAGACUUGAAAAAGAGGAACAUGUGGAGGGAGGAGUAUCGUCAAAAAGACUGGUGGCCUGAAAACCUCCCUUUCAGGUCACCAAAUGCAGCUCCAAAAUUUGAUGUUAGGGAGCUGGAUGAUAUCCUUGAGUCUUGCUCAAGAUACAUCCAGUCAAAAUCAGAACAUCACACUGGUGACAUGGCAGCUGAAGGGAGGCAAGCUGAAGAAGUCAUUGAGGAUAUGGUGGACUUCAAUGCACUCCUAUGCUCUGAGGAUGAUGAGUUCAUUGAAGCAACUCUUGCCCCAUAUCGUGUAAGACCUUUAGUAUCAAUGUAAAUUUUUUUAUGUAGCUUUUUAUGUACCUGUAACAAGGGACCAAUUCAAGCAUAUAGCAUUUAGGGUGCUUGUUAUCAAGAUGAAAAUUUUUCACAAACAACUGCAAGGAAAGUUUUCCUCUCUUCAAUAACAAAAGUUUACAUAGCUUUUUGAGUAAAAAUUGGCUUUUUAGAAUUAUGCCAAACUGUUGAUUUCUUUUAGAUUAAGACUAGUCUUCCAAACAACAUGCUGACCUUAAAUAAAAACAUUUAUAAAUACGAGUAUGUGUACUGUAUGAGUAUUUAAAAAUUGAGGUCAAGAAACAAAUUUUAUUGUGUUUCAAAUAAAAUUUUGUUUUAGAAAUAAGCCAAUUUUUGUGUAUUUUAGCAUUGCCUAAGGGAUAAUGAUGCUUGUCAAAGCCAUUGCGGGUGCUUCAAAAUUGAGUGUCCUGCAAGAAUUGCUUCGCGUUUUGCCCAAACAGCUUGAACCAGCUGAUGCUUCACUGGUAGGGGAGAAAAACAUUAAUCUGUGGUAAGUGUUCCGAAACUACCUCGUUUUUUAUGUAUUAAGAAACAUGUAUGUACUCCACAUACCCAAUCCAUUAUGUUUCAGAUAUUUGGAAUACUAUAUUAUUUAUUUGCUAACCUGUUUAUGUCUUAAAAUCUUUGGUGUCAUUUUUAAGGCGUUUUUGAACACUAGAAAUUCUUCUCCAUUGAAGUGUGUUCUAUUCUAAAAAAUGUUUAUCCAAUCUCUUGAAAUAAUGCUUGACCAAUACUUGGUUCUGUACACCAUUUUUUGAAUAGUUCUUUUUAGAUGCAAGUAUCUUUUUCUUCGUUUAGUUCCAAUCAGACAAGCUGAAGAAUGUUUCCUUACAGCAGUUUGUAAAGCAAUUUGUGUUUAAUUUCUUUGAUUAUAUUUCAUAUUUCAUAUAUUUUAUGUUUAAUCACUGACUAUAUUUCUUUUCCUCAAAAAGGCUUCACCAUCUCGUUCCCGAUGAGCUACGUGAUGCUGGAAAACAACCAAUUAGUGUCAAAGCAGAUGGUACUUGUAUGUUUCGCUCCAUUUCCAUUGCGAUUUAUGGUAACGAGGAUAGCUGGUGCUUUAUUAAGCUUCAAGCCUUGAAAUAUGGCACUUUGCAGUUUGAUGAUGUGAUCAGGAGGGUAAGUGAAUUUUUUGAGUCUGGGUGAGUGAGUGAUAUAUCAAGUAGAAUCUCCCAUGUUUCAUUUCAAGACUUUCAAGAUCUCGUACAAAAAUUAGAAUAGGAUCUUGGAGAGAAAUUGAUGUUUUAAAUUAUUUACCCUUUCUUGAUCAUGACGGUCUUUCAGAUGGUGCGGUAUGAAUCCUUGUGAGCCAUUAAAUUAUUGCUGCUUAAAAUAGAUUUAUAUUGCCAUAAGGAAAUUUACUAAAGUAACUAUUAUUUCUAGAUAGCAAUAUAUGUUCAAGAUAGAUAGGAUUAGAUCAGAUUAGCUAGCUUGAUUGUUGAAUCAAACUGCCAAAAGAAUAUAAUAACACUAUCUAUUAAAGAUAAAAGCACUACGGAAGUAACCGUAUCUUCAUAUAGCUUCUCCCGUUUUUUGUGAGGCUAUUUUACUGUGUGAUUGAUUGUUUGCGCAAUUUAAAAUACUGUGAGUAUUCGUUUAAGAGAUCACCAUAUUAGCAAGUAGCCUGUAGCAUUUGUGAUAGUUCAUGUAUGAUUUAAAGUUGCAGAUAAUCGAUCAAGUUUGUGGCAGUCUGUGUCAUCAAAUCACUGAUUCAGCAACCUUUAAUGAAUGCAGUCAAUUGAGAGAUCCCAUAGAGCAGCUUAAAGCCUGUGCUUUGGCUGAGGUUGUCAAAUCUGUGGACUUUUAUCGCUUUGGAAGUAAGUGUUGAAUUCUAACAUCGAUGUGAUGUUCAGGGUCAACUGUAUAUACCAAUCUCUUUUUAUAAUUGUAAACCUACAUAAAUUUACUCUUAUGGCCGUUUAAGUGAUUUAGCUAAUCGUUAUGAAGUAAGGAAAAAAAGAACUAUGUAACGGUUGCAAAGGACAAUGUAAGCUACUCGAUUGCCAGUGAAUUUGCCUCCACAAUAAAAAACUUUUUUAGGGCUACCAAUGAUACUUAGAAAUGGCGUCUUGCAUUUUCUCGCAGUGAAUUGACAUAAUUUUAAUUUUUCUACAGCCUUGUUGCAUUUAAUGCUCAUAUCUGGGGCGAUGAAAGCAAUUAUUAAUUGCUUUUCAAAGCAAGAGGUUUUGGAGCAGAAGAUAUUGCAAGAUGACGCAGAAAUGGAUGUUGCCAUUAUGUGGGUUCCUACUGUACCCAAUGGCAACUUCAACCAUUGCGCAAUACUUUGUUGUCUAGAGACUCUGACAACUGUGACAUAACGUGUAACGGGGUUGCAGUGUGUGCGCGUUUCUUCGGACAUGCCACUGAAGCACGUUUCAUAUUGUGUCACUACUGUCUUCGCCGUUACCACGAGUACUGCGUAGGUGAACGCUUUGUGCUAGGUGAGAAAUGGAACUGUUCUUGCCACAUUAACAUCAACGCUCUUACAAGGUAAGUCUGAUGUAGCUAGAGGCUCUGACACAUUCUUUUUACUUUUUACUCUUAAGUAUAUUCGUCAGCUUUUCAAUUCGCCUUGUCAUUCUGGUUUCAUCAGUCCAAUCAUGCCGUUUGUUCUAACGGCCAUUUAAAUUUGACUCGUUGAUAUCUCUCUCUCAUUAGUUUGCUUUGCUAAUUUGUUCACUCUUUUGUCGUUUUCUUCCUAGAAGCUGUAAAAAUGCUGAUUUUUCAUUUUCGUAACCGAUAGUACUUCCAUGAGAUGAUACCUUCGUUUAAAGAUGCUUGAGUAAGGUCCAUUUCUGUAAUUGUUUGCAUUUGGGGGCGCUUUUCUUGUUAUAGAUUAUACGCUAUAUGACAAGAACAGUAGUAACGCUAUUUGUGUAUUGACUGAAUUAAUUAAGACAACUGGUAUACAGCUGAGCACUGUCUUAAACUCUAGCUGUACUGAUGAGCCUUGAUAUUAGGCGAAACCAGUUCCUUACCAAUUAUUAUUAUAACUUCUGUGUAAAGGGAAAGCAUGCAAUCUAGUGCCUGCGAAAGGUUAGCAGUAGCGUUUAGCUGUGGUGCAUGAUAUAUGAGCUUUUAUAAUUAUAAUUUUUGGCAGUCUUCCAAUGCUCAACGAUAAAGAAGAGGCUAAGAAACUUCUCCUCGCACGUUCAAAGGAUAUUGAGAAAUUUUCGGCAAACAUCUCGAAGAAGUUGAUUUUCUCGCCUCGCAUCUUUAUGUUCGAAGCCAACAGCAGCGAACUACUUCGUGAAAUGAGCAAUUUCAUGUGGCUAAUGGACUCUUCUGUGGUAUGUUUUUUACUUUCAUGGUCAUUCUUGUAAUUAAAUACUGUUUUUAUCAACCCACUAUUCUUAUAUAAUUUCGAUAUUCACAAAGCUUUGAUAGUACUCUCUCACAUACCACAUUUCAGUCAAUCGCUUCUUAUCUGCCGAACUUAAAUCCAUUCAAAAGCUUUACUUUUGUGUUAACAUGUGCUGCAACAAUACUAUAACAUUUAUUGGAGCAGAUAUUCAUUGAAUUUGUUAAUCGUGUCGGAAAUCAAAUCAAGCAGUUCAAAGGGUUGGAUUUAUCACAAAGAACGGACUUACAUACUGACGUGCUGUUUCCAGAGGUAACUCUCUCUGCCAUUGCUGCCAUUUAAAGAUAGCUAAAUCCCAUGUUUAUCUUCAGAUAUUACUAGUACUGUAGUUCCAUCUCUACCUAACAACAAUCAAGUGUAAAUAUCUCCUAACAUAGCUUUCUCUACAUUGAAAUUUUUUUUAAAAGCUAGUGGGUAUUUUUAUUGGGGAUGAAGAGUAUAAACACAUACCUUUUCAAAGUAUUAAUAAAAUCUUAUCUUUUUUAGAUCAUAGCCUAUCUCAUACAUCGUAUCGACGACAUAUCAAUUACACAUGCACGCGAGCUUAUACACCGAAGAGUAUAAAGCCGUUUCUCCUUAAACUCGAAUUAUGUUUUCUAAAUUUCUUCGCAAAAAAUAUAUAGAAUAAUUAAAUUAAAUGCAUUAUGCGUCCUUAAGCAACCAAUUAUUAACUUUUCGUUCAAUUAACAUCAAAAUCCCCUGCAGCAUUGAUUCCCAAAGUAUAUCUGACGAUUGGCUACUAAGAUGAAAAAAUGUCCACUUUUUGCGUUCAGUAGCCAAUGUAUCCAUCGCAUGUAUAAAAGUUGUUGGAACCACAUGAAAUCACGAUUUUUAUAAAACAAUGAUAUUUAUAGCAUAGAUGUUGUGUUUUAAUGUAAUUUCCGUUAAAGUUUUGUCGAGGUUUUAGUAUAUCUGACGAUUGGCUACUAAGAUGAAAAAAUGUCCACUUUUUGCGUUCAGUAGCCAAUGUAUCCAUCGCAUGUAUAAAAGUUGUUGGAACCACAUGAAAUCAAGAUUUUUAUGAAACAAUGAUAUUUAUAGCAUAUAUGUUGUGUUUUAAUGUAAUUUCCGUUAAAGUUUUGUCGAGGUUUUAGUAUAUCUGACGAUUGGCUACUAAGAUGAAAAAAUGUCCACUUUUUGCGUUCAGUAGCCAAUGUAUCCAUCGCAUGUAUAAAAGUUGUUGGAGCCACAUGAAAUCACGAUUUUUAUAAAACAAUGAUUUUUAUAGCAUGUAUGUUGUGUUUUAAUGCAAUUUCCGAUAAAGUUUUGUCGAGGUUUUAGUAUAUCUGACGAUUGGCUACUAAGAUGAAAAAAUGUCCACUUUUUGCGUUCAGUAGCCAAUGUAAUACAGAGUAUAGAGAGACCAUUCAGGGAUCACCCUUGCUUGUCUUUAAAAACCGAGAUAAGUUUUCUUUCAAGAUUUGAAAACAAACCGUCGGGACUCCAGCGUGAUUGUGGUGAAAUUCAUGAACUUUCAAGGUAAACUGCACGACGGUAAACUGCACCCUGGGGCUCCCUUGAGCAAGGAGUAGUACCUUAUCAGCUCCCCGUGCUAGGGUAACGGUGAAGCUAUUGGCAGCAGGAUAGCGGAUUGCGGAGAUGGGCACACUGCGGUGCAACUGCGGACCAUGGCCAUCCCAGCUUUGUAUGUCUGGCAAAGGUUUGGUGCAACCAAGCAAAUGGCAGAGAUCACCUGCUCAGUUAGCGAGCACUGCGGUUGAAGAAAGAGACUUGGGGCCUCUACUCCACCUUGUCCUAACUCCUGACCACACACAAAAUGGUUGUACAACGAAACAAAACCCCAUACCGCAUCGACCGUCGCGCGGGUCACCAAGGGACGCGUUAUCCAGCGGGUAACCAGGCUGGACACGACAAGUAUGCUACUGGAAAACAAUGCCACAAUAUGCGGAACGAGUUGCGCAUUGGCACUUGGAAUGUAUGCAAACUUAAACAACUAGGAAAGCUUGACACUGUGUGCAGAGAAAUGAGUAGAAGCAAGAUCCAGAUACUGGGAAUUGCAGAAACAAACUGGAACAACUGCGGCAGUUUUGUCAGCGGAGACUCCUUCAAAGUCGUCUACUCAGGAAAAGAAGUCGUAUACAGCCAUGGAAUAGCCAUUAUCCUUGCAAAAGAAGCAGCAAAUGCAUUGAUAGGUUACUCGCCAAUAUCAGACAGAAUCCUGAAAGUAUGUAUCAAAGCCAAGCCAUACAAUCUCAGCAUUGUACAGUGCUAUGCUCCAACAAGCACUGCCAGUGACGAUGAACUUGAAGAAUUCUACAACCAACUGCAAGAGACAUUAGACGCCAUACCCAGCCGUGACAUUAAAAUCGUGAUGGGAGACCUGAAUGCCAAGGUAGGAACAGCAAACACAGCCACACCAACACACGGAACUUGUGGACUUGGCAUCAGAAACGAAAGAGGAGAAACUCUCAUUGACUUCUGUAAAGUAAACAAUCUUGUCGUAGCCAACACGCUUUUUGAUCAGCAUCCAAGAAGACUGUACACUUGGACAUCGCCUGACAGAACGAUCAGAAAUCAAAUCGACUACAUCAUGAUCGAACAGAAAUGGAAAAGCUGCCUGAAAGAUGCAAGAACUCUACCAGGAGCCGACUGCAACAGUGAUCACCAACUUCUGUCGGCCAGGAUCCGAAUGCGACUGAAGAAAUUAGAUCAACCACCACCAACGCUACGUCUAGAUUUCUCCACUCUAGGCGAAAAGUACAAGAUUGAGAUUAACAACAAAUUCGAAUCCCUGCUAGAGUGUGAAACUGAAGAAAUUCCCCCUAACGACUUCAGGAAGUUAGGCAAGGAAUGUCUAGUCGAAGUUGCAAAGCAAACUAUCCAAAAGCGAAAAAAGAUAAAAAAUGAUUGGAUCUCAGAAGAAACAAGAGCAGAAAUCGAGAAACGAAGAUGUCUGAAAGGAACAACCGACGAAUACAAAAAACAAAAUGCAACAGUACAAAGAAUGAUGAGAAAAGACAAAAAUCAGCAAAUAGACAAGAGUCUGUAAGAAAAUUGAAGAAACUAAUUCAACCAGAGAUCUGUAUCGAGGAAUCAAAGAUCUGACCAAAAAGUUCAAACCAACCAUUGACACAAUAAAAGAUGGAAACGGUAAUGCUUUGUGCAAUGGAGAUGAUGUCAAAGAAAGAUGGAAGUCAUAUUGCGAAGAUCUGUAUAAAAUUAAUGACAACUUAGCACACAACAACUUUGCGUUCGGCAAAACCGAAGAAGAACCGCCCCCUAUGCGGAGUGAAAUCCAGAAAGCCAUAAAUGAUUUGAAAAGCAACAAAAGCACAGGUAUCGACGAAGUGGCCGCGGAACUUGUUAAGAACGGUGGAGAGAAUGUCGUCGAGUUUUUCCAUGUUCUCUGCAAAAAGAUCUGGAAAGAUAGAAAAUGGCCAGAGGAUUGGAUUACAUCAGUUUUUGUACCCAUCCCAAAGAAAGGAGACGUUUUAGAAUGCAGUAACAACAGAACAAUAUCUUUAAUCAGCCAUUGCAGCAAGAUCCUUUUAAAAGUUAUAGCCGGUCGUCUGAAAGGUAAACUAGAUGAAGAAAUUGCAGAUGAACAAUGUGGAUUUCGUGCAAACAAAGGCACACGAGAUCAAAUUCUAAACUUGAAGCUGAUCAUGGAAAAACACAGAGAGCAGUGCCAUAACCUGUAUAUGUGCUUCAUAGUAGACCAGGCGGAGAAUGGGGGUAGGGUCCCCCCUAGGGGAAGUAAUUCUAAUUAGGUGGGUUUGAGUAAUUUUGGGGUGCUGAUUCCGAAAAUCGAUGUUAUACGGGCAAGUUGGGGGGCCUUCAGCCUCUAUUUCAUGCCAAAAUCUCGUUUUCAAUCAAAAUAGAGCAAGUUGCUUUUUAAGGGUCCACCCUUCGGUGGAGUAUCUAAAAUUCAUUGGAUCUAGAUAAUUUUAGGAUGCUGAUUCCAAAAUUCGAUACUAUAAGUACGUAUCAGGGGGUGUUUGGCCUCAAUUCCAUGUUCAAAUCUCGUUUUCACGCAAAAAGAACCGAAGUGGCUUGAAAAGAUUCCUUCCAAUUAAGAAAGUUUUCCAAAUUUAGCGCAGUAGGGUAAUUAUGGUGUACUGAUUCUAAAAAUAAUGUUUUAAGGUCUUUUGGGGGUCUUUUUGGCUCCACUUCAUAACAAAGUCUCGUAUUCAAAAAACGCUCUUGAGCAUUAGCAGCUAUAAAACUCAACUAUACUAUAUAUCAUCUAUCAAUCUAUCAAACCAGUUUCCUCCAAUCUAUGUAUAGAAACUGUAUAUUUUAUGAAUUUAUUAUGAUGACGCAUCGUACAAAUCAAUGAUAUCUUCAUUAAAAUCGUUUUCUCUAUCAUUGCUGUCAAUUAGAUUUGCCAGCUUUCAUCCCAUCCAUGAUUAGCUGGGUUGUCCAUAUCCACCAUUAAGCGAUUUGAUCGCUGAUUCUGAGCUUUAAAUUGAAGGUGGCAGCUUUAACUUCAAGGUUUCAUUCGUAAAUUUCUGCAAAAACAUUCUCUUCCUCACGUUGUUUACCGUUUGCAUCCUUUCGUUUCCAUUAAAAUCGUAUAUAAACUUUUCCAAUCCCUUCUCAACUUUUUCGGGUACUUGGUCCCCAGAUUCGUAAAUAUAUUUAGGUAAUCUAUCUUUUUGCCAUUUGUCUCUAAAAAGCUAUUUUCCCUUUUCAAAAAAAUAGAAACAUAGUCAUUUCCUGAAAAGGCAAGAAGACCGAUUAGUGCUCUCCACUUUUCUUAAUGUCACGGUGUUGAAGACGCUACAUUUACAAUUUUCCUUUUUAGACCCGUUCCGUUGUCUAUCAAUACUUGAAUUCCCGCAAAAUUAAGGGCAACAAAGAGGGAUAGGACAUUGAUAUCCCCUGAAGGUGAUCUGACAGAAUCCCCAUUCCUUAGGUUUGCUGCUUUCACUAAAGCAAUCAGCUUUGUAUAUGCUUUUUCGUGAUUGCUCUUCAUUCUUUCAACUAUGACACCUUCAUCUUCCGCCACUUUAGUGCGGUUGUUUUCGUUGGAAAAGAGGACGGACUUUCUUUGUAACUAACUGGCAUCUUUUAUCGCUCAUUGAAUUAAUGUGCAUGGUUCUGUUUUCUCCAUUAAAAUUGCGAGGCACUAUCAUGUCUGGACUGCAAUGUUAUGCAAUGGCUCAAUCUGGCCAAAGCUGUGAUUGGCUGCUUAUGACUAGUAAGAAUGUGAAGCAUGCUUUGGAGUCAAGAACCUUCCCUUUGAUACCGUAUGCACAACAUCUUGGCUAAGUGAACCAGCAAGACGAUUAACUCUUUCACUAGAAUUGUGAUGGCUUUUGAUGAUAAUAACGCUUUAAAAAACACUUCCAACAAUUUGGGACUUGGUGAUGCUUCUCUAGAUCCAAACUUUCAACAGUUGGAGGCCAAGAAAGAGGCAAUGUAUCAUCGACGGAUAUCAAUAUCAGUUCUCUCAAGAUAAAAGCAGCUCUUUUUACCGUGAACUCUUGAAAGAAGCCGGAUUUUUUGGAUAGUAUUGGAGCAUGAAGACAUACCUUACUUAUAACAACUUGCGGUAUUUGGAGCUGCACCUGGACAAAAACAUAUUAUCUCCAUAUAUCUUCGAAAGCUCUUUUAGCUUAUAUCGGGUUUGUUUGCUUCCAAUUGUUCCAUUGUACUCUACCAUGAUGGUCUCUAUUGACAAGCACUGCUGACCUUCAAGAAUAUCAUUUUCAAUCAACGACGGUACUGCAUCAAAGUUAACACAUGUUUCAUCGUCGUCGUCAGUAGAUAUUACUGUAGAGGCUCUUUGUCGAAUAAUCUUGGUGUAAUCUAAAUAGCAUUUUUUAAGACUUCAGAAACUCUUUAGUUUUCAAAUCAGUUUCUGAAACUGCAAUAAUCAUGUCAUAGUCGUCUCCAACCUUUGCAGAUUAUUUCAAAGUACUCUCACCAGCUUCUGUUACAAUGUUAGAUAGCGACUGUGGAAUAGCAUUCACUUUUGAAACCUUCUUCUUACAUAUCAUACAAAUGUCUGGAAAAAGCCUCCUUGGCCCGGUCUUCUCCACGUGUAAACUUCGCUUCUUGUUUCAAUCUCUUCGCCUUUAAUUAACUUUCUCCUCAUCAAUGCUUUUGCAUAAGUGAAUCUCUGAUAGCAUCCUUGACCGUAGAAUAACUCAUCAUGUUCAAAAUGUUGUGCAAGGUUUCCGAAUUGUUCUCUGUGAUAAUUCUCUUCACCAAGGUUUUGGUGAAUUACGCUUUACCCAAUCAAAGAUUAAGAUUAAAACGCUUCCUUUAACGAAAUUUUCGGACUUGCUUAUUGAUUCAUAGCGAACGAUACAAGUUCUUUUAGCUGCCAUUUAGCUGAAAUGUUGAUCGCAAUCAUCAUUUCACAAAAACAAUCUGAGGAUCUUGAGACAUACCAACAACAAACAUGAAUCACAGGCAUUGCAGUCUUCAUUUGCUUUCAGAUUAGGUGUUACAAUUUGGUGUACUGUAAUGUGAUGCAAUGUACGAUACUUUGUUAUGAAGUGGAGCCAAAAAGACCCCCAAAAGACCUUAAAACAUUAUUUUUAGAAUCAGUACACCAUAAUUACCCUACUGCGCUAAAUUUGGAAAACUUACUUAAUUGGAAGGAAUCUUAUCAAGCCACUUCGGUUCUUUUUGCGUGAAAACGAGAUUUGAACAUGGAAUUGAGGCCAUACACCCCCUGAUACGUACUUAUAG